Molecule: messenger RNA, 2743 nt
Organism: Scatophagus argus
Lineage: Eukaryota; Metazoa; Chordata; Actinopteri; Scatophagidae
Gene: rspo3
Product: R-spondin 3
Exons: 6
Coding region: 905-1900 (331 amino acids)
Source: RefSeq, a predicted model, not a curated record
CGACGCGGGGGGCUUGCCCUCUAAAUAAACUUUGGAGCUCAUAGGUGGAGAGAAAGAGACAGAGAGACAGAGGCUGAAGUCAUCAGCCGGCCGGCAGGAGGGGAGUGAAUGGGUCCUGCACGCAAAGCAGAAAAGAGCUGAAACUGCGGAGAUUUACUUUGGUUCAGCUGCCUGCCGCCGACAGCGAGUGAAACGAAGUGUGUGUUUGAAAGCUAAACGAACUUCGAAACCUGCAACUUUUUUUGCUUUUUUUGUGUGUGCGUGUGCGAUUCCUGGUGUUGAGUCUGUUGUGCUUUUUACUUUUCUGUGCCUCAGCUGAUGCUGAAAUGAAACCGAGACCCUCAGCGCGCCUGGCACAUUAGGCUAUCCACAGACACCGGGGCGCACAGCGCAUCUCCACUGAGAGAGACGGGGCGAGAGGGACAGGGGGAGACUUUGGAGUUGUACACAUGGAUGUUAUAUCUCAAACUUUUUGAGAGUUAUGUUAACCAUAAAUAAUAAUUGCAUCCAUCUUUUCGACCUACACUAAUGAUUGUUUUUGCUGGCCUCCUGCGCGCACCGGAUGAGAAUCGAGCUAUUUGGCGUGUUUGUUUGUUUUUGGUUUUUUUAUUGUUUUUGGAGGGAAUGUUCUUCAUCACAGCACGGAUAACGGAACCCUGACUCAGUCUGGCUUUCUUGGUUUAUAUGAAGAUCAUCUCCAGGAUGUUACAGUCUAAGCGGCCCAGGCAUCAUUGGGCCACUGUACGCUACCAUCACCACAUGUCACCACAUAGCUGGGGGUCCUGCUGUGUCUAGGAAUUAUCUACCCUCCGCACUCCGUCACGGGGAAGAAAACGGAAUCUUAUCCAAUAAGUGAUUUGAUGAACAUUGACAUUGGCUUUACGAGUCUCAUCUCUGGGCUACUAUGCAAUUACAACUGAUCUCCUUUGUUUUGAUCAUCUUGCACUGCAUGGAUUACACUGGUUGUCAGCAGCACAGCAGCUCCAGGCACCGGCAACAUAAACAGAUCUCUGGUGUGAGCUCAGGGUGCCAGCAGGGUGGCUGUCUGACCUGCUCUGACUACAAUGGCUGCCUGUCCUGCAAGCCACGCUUCUUCAUGCAUUUGGAGAGGAUUGGGAUGAAGCAGAUCGGGGUGUGCAUGACUUCCUGUCCUCUGGGCUUUUACGGCACACGCUCCCCAGAAAGAAACACCUGUACAAAGUGCAGGUCCGAGUGCGACUCCUGCUUCAACAAAAACUUCUGCACACGCUGCCGAGCAGGCUUCUACCUUCACCUGGGCAAAUGCCAGGAAAACUGCCCUGAGGGGCUGGUUCGCAGCGACACACAGAGAGAGUGUGUCCUCAAGUGCCCUGAAGAGUGUGAGGCGUGUGUGAGCAGUGAAAGAUGUACGCGGUGCCGGCCAGGCCUGUACCAGCUCAAUGGGAGGUGCCACCAUGUCUGUCCAGAGGACUACGAGCCUAAUGACAAACUCAUGGAGUGCACGGCACAAGUGCACUGCCAAGUGGGCGAGUGGAGCGAGUGGAGCCCCUGUUCUCGGUCUGGUAGAACCUGUGGGUUCAAGCGGGGCCAGGAGACCCGCACACGGCAGGUACUUCAGUACCCAUCGCCCUUUGGCAGCCCCUGCCCCGAGAUCUCAGAGAUCAAAGAGUGCCUGGUGAAGAGGAGGAAAUGUACAGGUGGGUGGAGGAAGAAUGAGCGAAGAGAACGGAGGAAUCGCAACAACCGGAAAGAUAAGGAGAACCAAGAGGGGCGACGGGAGAGGAAGAGAGAGAGGGAGCGAGAACGGGAGAGAGACGCGGGUGAACGUGAAGACUCUGAUAACAGGAACAAAACGGAGCACAGGCAUCGCAGAGGCCAGGACACAGAGCCAGUCUCACCUGGAGAUGGCCUUGUACAGUAGUGCUCUGGACAGACGACAUCUAGAGCCUCCCCAUCCUCCACCUGUUAUCCUCCCAUCCUUCCAUCCCCGAAACUUCACCUACUGCUCAUCCCCCUUGACCCCUGUCUGCAGGGGUGUUGCUGCUACCUGUAUGAUUUGAAUAUAAUGUUUAUGCACAAGCAGGAUGGGGCACAUUCAGCCACAAGGCUUGGGCCACUAUGGACUUAAAAAAGUCAGUUUUUUUUCUAUCCUGUAGCCUCUACUCCUUCACUUCCACCUCUGAGUGUGUCUCGAUUGAAAAGUGCAGGGGACAGUGCUGAGACUGCUGUUGGGACUGAAAACAAAGUGAGAAAAUGUCUGUGACUGCAUGGAGGACUGGCAGACAGAAGGACAGAGGGGCAAAGAUGUUAUACUAUGUGCUUGUUGAAAUGGUUAUUUAAUGGGGCCCUGAUACUACAUUGCGCGUCUUGGUUUUUGAAUGUAGAUUUUGCAACAUUAUGUAGAACAAUUGUUUAUUAUUGUUGUUCCUGUUCUUCAGAUCUCUUUAUUUUAUUUGGUGCAGAAUUUGUAAAGAAACAAAAUAAAAAAGUGAGUUUGCUAUUGCCAUCUUGUGACAUCUUCAUAAUCACUGCAAAUGACAGAUGUAGGAGAACCUGCGUGCUGUGACUCAAAGGAGGUAAAAAACUGAAAACCAUUUAACGUGUUCUGUACCUCUUGCUCGAAAGCUAGUUUUAUCCAAAUGUGAUAAAUCGGAUCUACUAUUGGUUUUUCUUUUUGUGUAAAUGAAAUCUGUGCUCUCAGUAAAGCUCCUUGACUAGGAACCAAAAGCACCUGUAAGUCAAAUAAAACUAUAAUGGGUUUGUA